CUUUUUGUGAUCUUUGUGUUCUCCACCACCUUCUACUGCCACCGGCGCCUGGCUCUGGUACCUGCACCCUGGGCUUCUUCAGCCCUCGUGGUCUUAGCCCCAAGAAACCUGCCCCAGGAGGGCAUGUUCACCAUCAAUUCCAUUGGCCGCCUGGGGAACCAGAUGGGCGAGUAUGCCACGCUGCUCGCACUGGCCAGGAUGAACGGAAGGCCUGCAUACAUCCCCGCAUCCAUGCACAGCACCCUGGCGCCCAUCUUCAGGAUCAGCCUCCCGGUGCUGCACAGCGACACCGCCAAGAGGAUCCCGUGGCAGAACUAUCACCUCAACGACUGGAUGGAGGAGCGCUACCGCCACAUCCCAGGGCGCUAUGUGCGCCUCACAGGGUACCCGUGCUCCUGGACCUUCUACCACCACCUGCGGCCUGAGAUCCUCCAGGAGUUCACCCUGCACGACCACGUGCGUGAGGAGGCCCAGGCCUUCCUGCGUGGCCUGCGGGUGCAUGGGAGCCAGCCGAGCACGUUUGUGGGUGUCCACGUGCGCCGCGGGGACUAUGUGCACGUCAUGCCCAAUGUGUGGAAGGGCGUGGUGGCUGACCGGGGUUACUUGGAACAGGCCCUGGACUGGUUCCGGGCCCGCUAUCCAUCUCCGGUCUUUGUGGUCACCAGCAACGGUAUGGCCUGGUGCAAGGACAACAUCAAUGCCUCCCAAGGGGAUGUGGUGUUUGCUGGCAACGGCAUUCAGGGGUCACCUGCCAGGGACAUGUCACUGCUCACCCAGUGCAACCACACCAUCAUGACUAUUGGGACCUUCGGGAUCUGGGCUGCUUACCUGGCAGGUGGGGACACCGUUUAUCUGGCUAACUUCACUCAGCCCAACUCCCCCUUCAACGUGAUUUUCAAGCCACAAGCAGCCUACCUGCCCAACUGGGUAGGCAUUGCUGCUGACCUGGGACAGGGGAGCCUCUAGCCAUGCCUCAG
Molecule: messenger RNA, 977 nt
Organism: Phodopus roborovskii (desert hamster)
Lineage: Eukaryota; Metazoa; Chordata; Mammalia; Rodentia; Cricetidae
Product: galactoside alpha-(1,2)-fucosyltransferase 2
Exons: 1
Coding region: 124-966 (280 amino acids)
Biological process (GO): carbohydrate metabolic process
Cellular component (GO): membrane
Molecular function (GO): galactoside 2-alpha-L-fucosyltransferase activity
Source: RefSeq, a predicted model, not a curated record